AUGAAUGUUCACAGUUUUCACCUUACAUCUGGACUUCGACUAUCUAAACCGAUGGCCUUCACCACCGGAUUCCGGUUAUUAUGCAGAUACCACCACCGGCUCACUCUCCCAGCUCGAGUGCCUCCAUUUCCGGGGCUCCGAAGAGGAGCGUCGGAGCUCCGGUUCCUCUCCGCCGCGGUUCCUCAGAGGAGACGUGUGCGCCCAGUGAGUGCUACGCGGGGGGAAGUUGAGGCGGCGGAUGGUGGGGAUACAGUGAACGGAAGCGUCAUUGUGAGUGAUGGUGGUGGCAUUGGGAGUGGUGGAGGCGAGGGUAGGAUUGUCGCUACUGAGCUCCACAAGGAGGCCACCGAUGCGUACAUGUCGUAUGCCAUGUCAGUGCUACUCGGGCGAGCGCUGCCUGAUGUUCGUGACGGGUUGAAACCGGUGCACCGGCGGAUACUGUUUGCAAUGCAUGAACUUGGUCUUUCUUCAAAGAAGCCAUACAAGAAAUGUGCAAGAGUUGUUGGAGAGGUUCUUGGCAAGUUCCAUCCACAUGGAGAUAAUGCUGUUUAUGAUUCCUUGGUGAGAAUGGCACAGGAUUUUUCCUUGCGCUUUCCACUUAUUCAAGGACACGGGAACUUUGGGUCGAUUGAUGCAGAUCCUGCUGCAGCAAUGCGAUACACUGAGUGCAGAUUGGAUCCGCUUACGGAGGCAAUGCUGCUUUCAGAUAUUGAUCAAAAUACAGUUGAUUUUGUCCCAAAUUUUGACAACUCCCAAAGAGAACCCUCAUUGCUUCCUGCUAGGAUUCCGAGCCUUCUUCUGAAUGGUGCCUCUGGCAUUGCGGUUGGCAUGGCCACAAAUAUCCCUCCACACAAUCUUGGAGAGCUUGUUGAUGCACUCUCUUCCUUAAUUCAUAAUCCAGAAGCAACGCUCCAAGAACUACUUGAGCACAUGCCUGGACCUGACUUCCCUACAGGAGGAAUCAUAAUGGGCAAUAUUGGCAUCCUGGAGGCAUACAGGACAGGGCGAGGAAGCAUAACAGUUAGAGGAAAGACUGAUAUUGAAUUACUUGAUUCCAAAACAAAACGUACUGCAAUUAUAAUUAAAGAGAUACCUUACCAGACAAACAAAGCCUCUCUUGUUGAGAAGAUUGCUGAACUUGUGGAAAAUAAGAGUUUGGAAGGGAUAAGUGAUAUACGCGAUGAGAGUGAUCGAUCAGGAAUGCGUGUAGUCAUUGAGCUUAAGAGAGGAUCAGAUUCAUCUAUUGUAUUGAACAAUCUCUAUCGUCAUACGGCUCUGCAGUCUACUUUUAGUUGCAACAUGGUUGGUAUUCUCAAUGGCCAACCAAAGUUGAUGGGCUUGAAGGAGAUGCUCCAGGCAUUUUUGGAUUUUAGAUGCUCGGUUGUUGAAAGGCGAGCAAGGUUCAAACUUUUACAAGCACAAGAAAGAAAUCAUAUUGUUGAGGGCAUUAUUAUUGGACUUGAUAAUUUGGACAUGGUUAUUGAUAUAAUAAAACAAGCCUCGAGCAACGCACAGGCAGCUGGGAAUUUGAUGAAAGAAUUUGGAUUGUCAGAGAAACAAGCCGAUGCAAUAUUGGAUAUAAGCCUAAGAAGGCUCACAGCACUAGAGAGAAAUAAGUUUGUUGCUGAAGGAAAAUCUUUGACAGAACAAAUUCUCAAGUUACAAGAACUUCUGUCCAGUAGAAAGAAAAUACUCCAGGUAAUUGAAAACGAGGCAAUUGAACUAAAACACAAGUUUUCCUCUCCUCGACGUUCAAUGCUGGAGGAAUCAGGCAGUGGCCAUGUUGAAGAAAUUGAUAUUAUCCCAAAUGAUGAAAUCCUUCUGGCAUUUAGUGAGAAGGGUUAUGUUAAGCGGAUGAGGCCUGAUACGUUUAAUCUUCAAAACCGUGGGACUAUUGGUAAAUCAGUUGGUAAAUUAAGGGUAGAUGAUGCUAUGUCCAAUUUCAUUGUUUGUCAUGCCCAUGAUCAAGUCCUAUAUUUUAGUGAUAAAGGUACAGUGUACUCUGCUCGAGCUUACAAGAUACCUGAAUGUAGUCGAGCUGCUACUGGCACCCCCUUAGUUCGGAUAUUGUCCUUGUCUGAAGGUGAGAGAAUUACAUCAAUUAUUCCUGUGGAUGAAUUCAUGGAGGAUCAAUUUCUUAUUAUGGUCACAGCAAAAGGUUAUAUAAAGAAAGUGUCUUUAAACUUUUUCUCCUCAAUCAGAUCGACAGGAAUCGCAGCGAUUCUAUUGGUCCCUGGUGAUGAACUCAAAUGGGUGGGGCGUUGCACUAAUGAUGAUUUGGUAGCAAUGGCUUCACAAAAUGCAAUGGUUAUUUUGAGUCCUUGUGAAAAUGUAAGAGCACAAGGAAGGCAUACUCGGGGCUCAGUUGCUAUGAGACUGAAAGAAGGGGAUAAAAUGGCUAGCAUGGACAUAAUACCAGCUGCUUUGUGGAGUGAUUUUGGGAAAGUUACAGAAGCUGACAAAAGUGGUAAGAGCACAAAAGGCCCAUGGCUGUUGUUUGUGUCUGAGAGUGGUUUAGGAAAGAGAGUCCCUCUCAGCCGGUUUCGCACAUCACCUUUGAACAGAGUUGGUUUAAGAGGUUACAAGCUUUCAUCUGAAGAUCGGCUGGCAGCAGUAUUUGUUGUUGGGUUUUCUCUGGGAGAUGAUGGUGAAAGUGUUGAACAAGUUGUUCUUGUGAGCCAGAGUGGAACUGUGAACCGGAUAAAAGUUCGGGAUAUAUCUGUUCAAUCACGGUUUUCAAGAGGAGUUAUUCUGAUGCGGCUUGAUCAGACUGGAAAAAUCCAAUCGGCUUCAUUGAUCUCAGCAGCAGAGUCUGAGUCUGAUGAACUUGAAGAAGCCACAGUUGCUGCUGCUUCUUCAUAGGACUUGGGCAUUGGGCGGUAUCCAAUGAUGUUGUAUCACAGAUGAUUGUACAGCUAAUGACUUAUGGUAUCAAUAGAAAUAGGUUGGUUAUUAUGUUAUUAUUAUCAUUAUUAUUGUUAUUUUGGAAAAAAGUUUAGUCUCUAGUUAUAGUGAUUUUGAAGGAACCUUUUAUUGUACUAUUGAUUUUUGGAGCAAAUACCAAUUUUGGUCU
Ipomoea nil (Japanese morning glory) is the source of this 3073-nucleotide messenger RNA. Its product is annotated as DNA gyrase subunit A, chloroplastic/mitochondrial. The coding region runs from base 1 to 2862 and encodes 953 amino acids. Gene Ontology annotation, molecular function: DNA binding; DNA topoisomerase type II (double strand cut, ATP-hydrolyzing) activity; ATP binding. Gene Ontology annotation, biological process: DNA topological change. NCBI's taxonomy places the organism in Eukaryota, Viridiplantae, Streptophyta, Magnoliopsida, Solanales, Convolvulaceae. The transcript is spliced from 27 exons. Gene Ontology annotation, cellular component: cytoplasm; chromosome; DNA topoisomerase type II (double strand cut, ATP-hydrolyzing) complex. The record is from RefSeq and is a predicted model, not a curated record.